AGCAAUGGAGCUUCCACCACUUGAAAUGGAUGAAUAUGAAAAAGAGCACCAAAGAAGAUGUGCAGAUUCCUACAGAAGCAACUCCUGCUGUGAUAACAGAGCCUUCAAAACCUACAAGACCUGUAAAACCUUCAGCACCAUUAGAAGAAGGUCCUGAAGUUACACCUGCAGUUGGAGUAAAGCCUGCAAGAGUGAGAGCUAGGAAACGUAGAGAACCUUCUAGUGAGUUUGAACUGGAGGAACUGGAACCAGUUGUCCAAAGACCUAAGCGACCACGACGACGUCUGUAUGAUUUGAACAUCACAAUCUCUAGAGAAGAAAUGCGUUCAGGAAUGGCCACAGCAAAUGAAAGGCUUACUCAUCCUAUUGAACUACCUCUUCUUCAAGAAACACCUCAAGAAAUGUUUGCUCGUCCUGGUUCUUAUAUAGGUUCUGAAAUACUCCUUCGUUUCUGGAAAAACUUAAAAACUCAAACUGAGUCCAAAGACCCUGCUGCUCCAGGGACAUACAUUGUCAGAGAGGAGAGCUCUCCCAGUGAAGAAUCAGAACAAGGGAUUCCAAGAGCAGAAGAGCCCACUGGUUUGAAAGAACCAGCCAUCUCUUUGGAGGAGAUGGCACUAGAAGUAGAAAGACUGCGUGAAAGAUCCGCACAAGAAGAUAGCAGUUUACUGAAAACACCAGCAUCACUUCAAGAUAUCACAGUGAUAACAGAAGCACAGGAUAUUUCAGGAAAAACCCCAACUGAACAAAUUAGUCCAGAAGCAUUUGCAGAAGUUCCAUUCAUGCUUCCCAUAGCUGAAGAAAUGGAAUCACAGCUAGAAAAAGAGCCAGAACCAGUUGAGAAGACUUUACCACUGCAACCAGAACCAAUUUGUGAAGUCUCACCUCCACGUACUCCUCCCCCACCUUCCCCAUCACCUGAACGUUCACCAAGUCCAUCAAAGGAGAAACUUAAAUUAAUAUUGCAGCAAGCCAUGACAGUGACCAAAACACCAGGUGUGAUCACUUUCAAAGCUUUAAUUUCACCGAAGAUCAACUCUCGUCUUUAUGCUAGCAAUACAUUUUACAAACUUUUGGAAUUUCACAAGAUUGGAGUUGUUCACCUGAAACAGGAAUUUCCUUAUGGAGAUAUAUUUAUCAUUCAACUUUAUUGAUUUUCCUCACCAAAGUAGCUUCUGUUGUUCAGAUUCUUGAGGAAAGUGACUGCUUGUCAUCAUACUUGAGAAGUAUGUAGUUGAUGUAACUGGAUCAGAGUUCAGGUGCUAGAAGUUGUACUUUUAAGCUAUCAACAUUACUAUAACUACUCAUUGUUAUGUGAGCCUUUUGAAGAUUUCUUCUAACUCUUUUUGUUAUAAAUUAUGUUAGUUUUAUAGAUAAGCAGAUGGUUCUAUCUUAAACAAUGUUUACACUGUAAGAUCAUAAUUAAUUCUUGUUUAUCUCAAAUAUUCCUAAAACAAUUUGUUAUUUGAUCAACAAGUAUUAAUAAUUUUUCCCCAAAAAUAUUUAUGUCAAGUCCUAGAUAAUAUUAUUAUAAAAAUAAAACUAUCUGAAUGUGGUCACAGUUUAUACAGUACUGUGUUACUGAACAAGUGAAUGAGAAACAGGACUUAAACAAGUUAAGCUUGCUAAUGCAGUGUUCUGUUUAUGUGGCACAUCUGUACAGAUGUCUUACAGGUGUAGUUUUUUUUAUAUUCAAAGACAGUGGUUUGUACUGAAUUAACAAUUAUGUAACAUAUGGUUCUCUUUAAAAAAAAUUAAUUUUUUUGUUCCUACAAUUUUGAAUACAUCUUAUACUUGAGAUUUCAUUUUUUUAACAGCUAAGGUUGAAUUUCCAAGAGGAGGAUUUAAUUAAUUGGAAUGUAUCCUGUGUUGUUGUUUUUUUACCUUAUAGAUUAAAUUUGUAACAGGUAUGAUGUACAAUGACAUAAAAUACUGCCUCUUUUGUAUUCAUUAUUGUUAAAAAUAUAUUUGAGUUGUAUUUAUUUGAUUAUACAACAGCAGUUUUGGUAAACGUAUUUGCAGAUUUCAUGUUUUUUUAUUUAGAUGUAUUCUUUUAUGUAAUAAAACUCAGGGGUUCAUAUAGUUUCAGAAUAAAUUAGAAUUUAAGAUCCUUCAGGAAAAAAAAUGAAUUUAAUUUUCCAGUUUUUUUAAUCAACUAUAGAAUUUUUA
Messenger RNA from Limulus polyphemus (Atlantic horseshoe crab), 2169 nucleotides. RefSeq names its product proteoglycan 4-like. Gene Ontology annotation, cellular component: synaptonemal complex; cohesin complex. Gene Ontology annotation, biological process: synaptonemal complex assembly; replication-born double-strand break repair via sister chromatid exchange; mitotic sister chromatid cohesion. NCBI's taxonomy places the organism in Eukaryota, Metazoa, Arthropoda, Merostomata, Xiphosura, Limulidae. The record is from RefSeq and is a predicted model, not a curated record. The coding region runs from base 30 to 1154 and encodes 374 amino acids. The transcript is spliced from 11 exons. Gene Ontology annotation, molecular function: chromatin binding.